Molecule: messenger RNA, 1902 nt
Organism: Iphiclides podalirius (scarce swallowtail)
Lineage: Eukaryota; Metazoa; Arthropoda; Insecta; Lepidoptera; Papilionidae
Source: the annotation of a GenBank genome assembly
AUGGAAGAGCUGACGACGCGCCCCAAUCUCGAGUACAUCUCCCCAAUGCUUCAAAGAGCUCAGAGAGGAGCGACCACUAUUACACAGAUAAAGAGCGAUGACGCGCCUCUCGUAACGAAUGGCAGCCGGUCCGACAUGGACCCGCUAAGUUCGAUGCACUCGCUCGUCCUUAAUUCUAAGCCACCGUCCGCAACGGUAUUCAUAGCGGCGACGCAACCAGAUCGGACGGCGAGCACGCCUAGUUCAAACGCUCAAGCAGCCAACGGUCCCCACGUGGUCACUAUCAGAAUAAACACGGACACCGACAAGCCAAAAGCGCCGAAGAUCUCGAGCGUGCACCUCAAAAGCGAUGCCGACUUCGAGACGUUCAAAAUCGGCGACACAAAAAAGAACAAUAGCCUAGUAAGAAUUAAUGUGGACGAGAACCGACCCAAGAUCCGCGAUAACGAGGAAACAGCAAAGAUGGAUAAAGCGCCGUACAUAUACUGCAACUCGUAUGUGUCCACCAGCAUGAUGUCCAGUGGCCAAUGUUCCCCCAGCGAUACACUCGAUUCGGGGACGUGCAGCGACCUAGACGGGACGCCGCCGCCACUGCCGAAAAAGAAAACGUCCAAGUCAUCCUCAAAGAAGGCUGUCACAGUGACAAUGAUAAGCUCCACGAGGAACGGUGAAUUGGAUUUCGAAGACAACGAGUCCAACAUAUCGUGCGACUCCUUGAACAGCAGCGACCUAAAUGGGAGCGUGCACGCAGAUGAUAGUCAAUGCGAGGACAUGGUCAAAAAGGAGACGCGAGAAGCGGAGCCACCUGCCCCGCCAGUCAUGCCCACGUUCGCGGCCAAAGCGACCGACAAAGAGCGCUUUCUACCGCAAGGCCUCCUUAAAGAUAUCAGAGACCGCUCAGCGAAACUCAACACGCCCGAAACCGAAAGUGACUCGGCCGAGCGAACGCACGAGGAAGCGGGCCGGAAUAUCAAUGAUAAUGCUAAUUCUAAUGAAGAAAGCGAGCGACUUACAUCGUUCCGGCUUGUGUCGCAGUUGAACGGCGAGCUGGCUGACAAUAGCACCGAGUCGUUGCCGACGAGCUUGGGCAGCAAGACGCCGUUGAUAAUUGAAAGUUACGAGGAGAGAAAGAAGGUGGACGAGAUGAAACAAGAGCGAUUGUGCUACAGCAGCCACUACUUCGACGCGGACAAGUUCUACGAUUUCCAUCUGAACGAGAAACAGUUCGAUGUGCCAGUCAAUAGUGCGAGUGUCGAUAAGAGUGUGAGUGAGGAGCCACCCGAGCUGGAGUACUUUGCCGGCGUGAAGGACUACAGAAACGAAGAGCCACCUUCCACUAUAAGGAGCUCAAAGGGCACGAUACGCGGAGUGAAGAACCGCGUGCGAGCCGGUAUAGCAACAUUUCUCCAAAUGCAGAGCACCACAAAGAGCUACAGAGAAAAGGAUGCGGGGAAAGUGGUGCUGUACACGACGACUAUGGGCAUCGUGAGAAGCACCUACCAGCGCUGCGUCCUCGUGAAGAAGAUCCUCAGGAACCUCCUGGUGAAGUACGACGAGCGAGACGUGUUCAUGAGCACUGAGUACCAGGACGAGAUAAGGGACAGGAUGAAAAGCGAUCAGAUACUGGUGCCCCAGCUAUUCAUCGACGGCCACCACAUAGGGGACGCGGACACCGUCGAGAAGCUGAACGAAUGCGGCGAACUUCGUAAAAUGUUGAAACCUUAUAAGAGUCCGGACGCCUGCAACACCUGCCAGGUAUGCGGCGGUUUCCGCCUGCUACCCUGCCGCAUCUGUAACGGGUCAAAGAAGAGCCUCCAUCGGAACCACUUCACAGCUGAGUUCGUCGCCCUCAAAUGCAUGAACUGCGAUGAGGUUGGCCUAGUGAGAUGCGAGGCGUGCUCC